Acaromyces ingoldii is the source of this 512-nucleotide messenger RNA. RefSeq names its product putative NADH2 dehydrogenase. The record is from RefSeq and is a predicted model, not a curated record. Gene Ontology annotation, biological process: response to oxidative stress. The transcript is spliced from 3 exons. The coding region runs from base 34 to 450 and encodes 138 amino acids. Lineage: Eukaryota; Fungi; Basidiomycota; Exobasidiomycetes; Exobasidiales; Cryptobasidiaceae.
CUCGCUCGCACCGUCGUCGCUGCAAAGACAAAGAUGAGGCCCACACCACAGCGCCUCGUCACCAUCCCGGCCCGUCUCGCACAGGCCGCGCGCGUCUCGUCGUCACGGCAAGACGCCCGCAGCCGGUCCCUGGCCCUCUACCGCGACUUCUACCGCUCGGCGCCCGAGAUCUGCGCCCUGUAUGCCCUCGAUGUGCCCCCGUCGACGCUGCGGGCCAAGUUCCGGGAAAAGUUUGAGGCUGCACGGGGCAUCGAGGACCUCGCCGUCAUCGAUGUCAUGCUCCACAAGGGCAGGGUCGAGUACCAGGAGACGAUGAACGCGUGGAAGCAGAUUCCCCACAUCAUGAAGUGGUUCGCAGAGGAGGAGUCACCGCCACGCCCAGAGACAUUCCUGGACAAAUUCUAUGCGAGCAGAGAUGAAGGGCGCGGUGCCACGGGCAAGGGCUUCUAAGCCCAUGUCGUCCGUUACACUCAAUCGCCAAAUACAAUGUUAUAUUUCACGUUGCAGUCCUC